This is a messenger RNA of Saprolegnia parasitica CBS 223.65, 225 nucleotides long. RefSeq lists its product as hypothetical. The record is from RefSeq and is a predicted model, not a curated record. The transcript has 2 exons. The coding region runs from base 1 to 225 and encodes 74 amino acids. NCBI's taxonomy places the organism in Eukaryota, Oomycota, Saprolegniomycetes, Saprolegniales, Saprolegniaceae.
AUGGCUGGUCGCAACAAGAAAACGAAGCUGAAGAAGGCCCACAACUCUCUGUACAAGGCAUCCAAGCGCCAUGCCGGCCCACUCAACGGCCACGGCGCCUCUGCCCUCCGACUCGCUCUCUCUUCCGACCCGAGUGACCUCAACGGCUGCUCCGGCAACCUCCACGGCGGGCCCGGUACCCUCGGCGACUGCCCCGAAGCCCUCGAUUCCAACUGCAGCGAUUGA